AUGCAAACAGCUCCGGAGAAUUGGCCGGCGAAGACUUUGAAUGGGUACAAGUUAGAUCUGUUCGGGAUAUACAGGCAAGUCGUCGCUCGCGGCGGAUGGGGCGAGGACGAAAUCACGUGUAAAAGAAAAAUCAACUGGAGUCGCGAGAUUUUUCCAAAGUUGGCGAAUUUUACGAGCACGCACAAAGCGACCAGCGUUGGGCACGACUUGAUCACGAGUUAUAAAAACUAUUUGCACUCGUACGAGAGAAAGUACGCGGACGUGGACUGUAACGCGGACGAGAGCAAGGAGAGAGAGCUGGUGAACUCGAUUCAGAGGAAUACGCCGAGAGCGGGCGUCACCGGGACGAGGUCGCCGGGACAGACUUCGAAGAGGAAACCAGUCGGGAGACCGAGAGCGUCGAAUUUGGCCAGUGGUGGUGGUGUUAGUGGCAACGGUAGCGGUAGCGGCGGUGGCGGCAACGCCGUUGCCGCGGCGACUGCACCCGUCGCCCCUUCGAGAGGAGGUGGCCGUAACCGCGGCGGAGCGAGGAGCAAACCAAAACGCACGUUCCCGGACGGUGCGAAGAUUAAAGUAUUUUGGCCCAAGGAGAACGAUUGGUUCUUUGGCACGAUUGUUCAGCAAGAAUACAUGCCCGCGGAUGGUCAAACGUAUUCGAAAAUUGAAUACGAAGAUGGCGACGAGGAGGUUUUGAAUUUAGCGAACGAGAAAGUUAAAUUACUCGACGAAAAGAGUGACGACGACGACGACGACGACGACGAUGGUUUAGUCUACGUCCCGAGACCAACCGCAAGAAGACGAGGCGCGGCGGAACCUUCGCGCGCACCUUUCGCCGCGGACACCGCUGCUUUAAUCAACGCCGCGACUGGUGACUUCGGAGACGAGUCUGAUAAAGAGGAAGAGAACAAAGACGAAGGACGACGAAGAACGCGCUUGAACGGCGCCGAUCCGAACGCUCCAGAACCGCCGCCGCCGAAAGAACGCGUGGAGAUUGUGGAGGAAAUGAUGGAACAUCACAACGCCGCUAGAGUUCUCGCAGAGUUGCCUAACGAGUUUUGCACGGAAGAUGAAACGUAUAGAUUAGGUUAUCGCAUGGGUUUACGAAGAAUGGCAAAAGUUUCCACCGCGAUGUUGAUUGAAAAGAUGCAAAAAAUGCUCGUGGCAACCGGCGGCAGAGAGGAUGAAGCGGCGAAAGCGGUGAGCGGCGAAAGCGUGCUCGAUGAAUUCUUCGACGACGGUAAGACGCUCGUCUCGAAGGAAAAAGCGCAGGCGUUGUUCAACGCGCUCAUCGACGCUGCGUACACUCCAGAUAAAGAUGCGGCAUCGUACGACGCGAAAGGCGAACCGGCGAUGCCGAAACGCGCGCCAGAGCCGGAAGAUCCAGAGAAUAUGCCUGGGACGGUCAAAGAGGAAGAAGAGAACGCGGACGAGAACGCCGAGGAGAAGAAGAAGGAAGAUGAUGGCAGCGGCGGCGGCGGUGGUGGAGGCGGUAGUAGUGGUAAUGGUGGCGAUGAUAACGACAACAACAAAGGACCCGGACCAUCAUCUGACGGCGGCGGUAACGCUGGCGGCGAUCAGAAACCAGACGACACCAAUAAAGACAACGAACACAACGGCGGUAAUAACGGAGAGAAUGAGGACGACGACGCGGGAGCGACUGGUUUUCACGCGUCUAUGUUAGCCGAUAAAAUGGAUAUUGAUAUUCCCUCGCCGACGAAGGAAAAGAAAGAGGAGCUGAAGAAGGAAGAAAAGCCGGUUGUCGCACCUACUCGAAAUUCUGGUCGACAACGCACCGUCUCCAAGAAGGUUUUAGAAGCCGUCCAAGAAGGUUUGAUGAAAUCUCCGGUGAAAUUGCCGCCACAAGUGGGUGCAGUAGAACCGGCUUCAAAGCGAGCAAAGACUGAGAAUUUCGCCUCAAUGCGAACCAUGCAAACGUCCGUGGCGCACGGUGGCAUGGAGAAGCGCAAUCCGAACAAGAACGAAACUUCGACAGCUUCUCCGUCGCGCCCAGUCAAAGCUACCGAAACGCAAGCAACGGCGACCACGAACGAGAAAGAGGAAGAAAAAAACGCGAAGAAGAAACCGGCACCGGCGGCACCAGUACAAGUUGAAGCUCCAGUUACCGAGGACGGCGACGAGUUCGUCCCUUUACCUCCGGUGCCGGGUCCGCCGGAAUGGACAGGUCCCGUUCCCAAGGUGAGUAACAGCGACCCGGAAUACCUUUUGCACCAACUGAAAGUAUUCAUUGCCAAAUCCGGAGCCGUUCUCGACCGCGCUUGGCGCGUGACCGUCGCCAUUCGCACGCAAGGUGCAUCCGCGGGAUCGUACGACGCGACGUAUUGGGCCCCGGACAACAAGCGGUACAGAAGUCGCUUGGAGGUUGCUCGAGCGGUUGGCGUCGCCCCGUGGGUGGCGCCAAAAAAACCGAAAGGCCAACCGCGGAAACCUCGCGACCCGAACGCCCCGAAAAGAUCCGCCGCCGGUCCCGGACGAUCUCGAGGUGGUGCUGGCUACAACUUCCGACGCCCGCUCGACUCCUACCCAGUCGUCGAACUCAAAACGCCGCCGCCGCCUCCAACCCAACGCGUGCUGUGCGAACUCCUCGGCGACGGUACCGCCGUCCGAUGGUUAGAAAAGCACGGUUUGGGCGAACACGCCGCGGCUUUUGUCAUGCACGGCAUCAUGCGCAAGAACCAGCUCUUCGCGCCGUUGUUGAUGCAAGACAUGGAAAACUUUGGUUUAGAUUUAGAAACUGGCGCGAAAGCGUUGAAGUUCAUCGAAGAAACGCGACAAAACGCUUCCUCGUCCGCGCUCACCGUCGAACAACUCACGCCGGUUCCGUUCGGUCGACGCGUCACCUCGGAGGUUUUCUGCGACGGCAGAGAGGAGUAUUACGACCCCGGGACGUUUUUGUUCGACGAAUCUGAACUUUGCGGACGAGGUCAGAUCGGCGCGGCGAACCCGCUGUUCGGCUUGAUCCGAGCAUAA
Messenger RNA from Bathycoccus prasinos, 2988 nucleotides. RefSeq lists its product with no specific name. Bases 1 to 2988 code for a protein of 995 amino acids. Lineage: Eukaryota; Viridiplantae; Chlorophyta; Mamiellophyceae; Mamiellales; Bathycoccaceae. Gene Ontology annotation, molecular function: DNA binding. The transcript has a single exon. The record is from RefSeq and is a predicted model, not a curated record.